Molecule: messenger RNA, 2958 nt
Organism: Halichondria panicea
Lineage: Eukaryota; Metazoa; Porifera; Demospongiae; Suberitida; Halichondriidae
Product: protein asteroid homolog 1-like
Exons: 1
Coding region: 1023-2777 (584 amino acids)
Source: RefSeq, a predicted model, not a curated record
UCACGGCACACAUUUGAUACACGGAAAUAGGGUAAACAUGUGAUUUUGCCUAAACAAACGCAUUUCAUGAAGCUUGAAUUUCUAUAGACACUAAGUUGCAUAUAAUUCAGGCUAUUGGUGUGCCUAUCACUAAAUUUCACUCUGUCCUGCCUCGAGUGUAUUUCAAAAGUAAAUGUCUUCAUUGCCACCUUUCAAUGGUAUCACCUAUUUGAGGGAUAGCAAUUUUGCCUUACCACGGAUUAUAGCCCAUGGUCCAAGGCCAAAAAAUGGCAAAUUAUGGUCCAGCCAACACAUAACAAUAAAGUAUUGAAAGAAACAAAGUAGCAUUGCAUGACUGUAUCAAUUAGCAUUCUAUACAUCUGUAGAUUCGUAAUUCGAAAAGGGGUUGUAUAUAUACGGUUGUAGCUGAACAGAAGAAAUUUCUACAUGAACAAUUGAAGUUAAGUUUGUAACGGGUUAAGGGUGGAUCUAAUAUUACACAGACACAGAAUCAUACAAUCGUUGAGCUUCUCGAGACAGUUCGUUGGUUUUGAAGGUGGUUUUGAAGGUAGUAGAAUAAAUUAACUUGUAGAAUUAUAGGUGCUCAGCUUUUUGACUCCCAUUUUUUCAGUAAGACUUUGUCAGGCUGUCUCCUUUGGGCUUUUUUGUGGUGUGGGUACUAUUAAAUGGUAUUCACAAUUCCAAGAAUGAUGUGUUUCUACAGUAGUAUAGAUUGCUGAUGUCACGGCCUCUAAGAAUGCUCUUUUAUAUAACGAACAAAUACUAUUAUAUAAGUACUUAUAUGGUGGUUUUCAAAAUUUCAGGAAUUGUUUUUCCCCAUAUAGGUAUAGUAGCCAGUUUUGUAUUAUAAUUAUCGGUCAGUGAAUUUAGUUUCAUUUCACUGCUGCUUUGGCGAUCACAGCUAAUGGUGCAUUAGAUCUAUAGCUAUACAAAAACUGACUGUGUUCAAGUAGUGUGUGUGGCCAAGAUCAUUCACUGACAGGAAGUUUUUGUGAACUUAAUUGCUGUAUCGAUUGUUGAUCAUGGGAAUUCGGACCUUAACCACCUACAUGAACGAGAAGGGGCACUUCGAGUUUGUAACCCUGAAAAAAGUUUCCAGUAGGAUUGUCAUUGAUGGAUUUAGCUUGUCCUAUCAACUGUUUUGUGGAAUUGGAUGGGGUGAUUAUUGUGAGUUUUAUGAGAAGGUUCUAGAUUUCUUUACAAUGCUAAAAUCUAUCGGAAUCGAGGCCUAUGUGGUAGUCGAUGGUAUUGAUUAUGAAAAUGAAAAGGCAGCAACUAGUGAUGAUCGAGUUUUACAGCGACUUAGGAUGUUGAGUAGGGCCAAAUCUCAGAUUGAACAGCUUAAAAAGAACAAGAUGAUUGUUCCUAAUCUGGCAAAAGUUGUGUUUGUCGAUGCUGUUCGUAAAACCAUUGGGGCUAGGUUCUUUGUUGCCGAUGGUGAAGCUGAUCGAGAUGUGGUGUCACUUGCAAAUCAUCUUGGCUGUCCCGUCUUAGGUUUGGACUCGGAUUUCUUCAUUUUUAACAUAAACCACGGACUGAUUCUCAUACCGCACAAUUUACAAGACCUUAAAACAGAGGUGCAGUAUUUUCACUAUCAGAAAUUUGAUCGAACAUGCAGCUUUAGCCACCCUCAAAUUCGCCUUUUCUUACCAUACUGUCUUGGCAACGACUUUCACGGUCGCCAUGCACUACCUGAGCUAGGAAUUGAUCAGGAGGCUAAAGUAGAGUUAAUAGUUGAAAAGCUUAAUAACUCCUCUUUAAACAUUGAUGAUUAUCAAGGAGAACUCGCUAGUGAUCGUAAGUUUUAUGAAGUUGUCCCUCAUUCAUUUGAAGACCUGUCUCAACACUCAGCAUUUAGUACAUCAGUCCCUCAGUGGAUUGUAUCUCGUUUCAAAAGAGGAGAGUUUUCGCGCAAUGUAAUGCAUUUCUUGGUAGGCCAUAUUCUGAAGGGGAGCAAAAUCUGGAAUUAUCUACUAGUUGUUGAAGAUAUGAAGAGAGAGUCUGCUUGGAAAGUGACCAAUUCGGUCCUUCUGUAUGCUAUUGGUGCUCUCAUUAGUUGCUAUGAAAGUGGCAGUAUCCCUGAAAUUAUUGUGAGGGUCAGGCAAAAAUCGCUGUGUAAAUUAGAAGAACGCAACGUUUCCUCCUCGCUCAAUGAGAAGCAUUUAGAGAUUCUUGGAUCACACAAUUUGUUGAAUAUUCCUGAUAUGCCCAAAAUAAAACAAAGAGACAUCGUUUUACGUGUAUUUCAGUGCAAGCAAAUUUCAGCGGAAUUGGAGAAUGUCUCUGAAGAUCUGAAAUUAGCAGUAGUUGCAAGCCGGUGUUGGUUGAUGGCUAUUCACUCAAGUGUGGACCAUCGAUUCAAGGCUUUCAUUUUGGCUCUAAUUCUCUGCCUUCAAAAGUGUCUCUGUAAAGGCAGUGAUGAAAUUAAGGAUUGCCGUAACCAAAUGAAGGCUCUUGAUCGGAUCCACUACUUAGCUCAAUGGGAAUGCAUGCUUCACCUUGCCAAUACUUUCAACCAGAUCCUCGGCUGCCCUUUUACCUACACAAGCCUGGGUCGUAUGUUCUCUGCAACAGUAUUUCAAAGAUUUUUCGUGAACUUACCCGAUCCUCUCUACUCAAUGCUUGACGAAGAAGGGAGGAUUAUGUACAAUGCAAUAACGAAAGAGCUUCUCCCGGAUGCACCAGUCGAACCUGUUCGCCAAGCCCAUGCUGUUCGAUUACAAUAUUCGAUCCCUACUCAGAACAGAUUUGCAUCAUUGUCUAACUUUGUGGAUUGAAUUCUACAGCAUCUAAAUCACUGCAUGUUUAUCGAUAGUGAUCAUGAGCAAUUAAUGUAACAAUAGUAUCACGAUACAUUAGAUAUUCAUAGAACCCCGUUUUCUAUGGCUACAUUUAUUUUAAUUGUUACUUCAUAGCGUGCAUUAUUAAGUUAUGGUCAGGUGACUAUAUACAAGCUGA